Molecule: messenger RNA, 2718 nt
Organism: Triticum turgidum subsp. durum (durum wheat)
Lineage: Eukaryota; Viridiplantae; Streptophyta; Magnoliopsida; Poales; Poaceae
Source: the annotation of a GenBank genome assembly
AUGGUGAGCUACGAUGAUGUCCGUGAUCAUGUGGCAUCUCUGUUCAUCAUGCUGAACAAGAAAACUGUUAUCUUGUUUCGCAUCGAGUUCCUGGUGGUCCUCGCCACACUGCUCUUCUUCGCCAUGUUCCUCAUGGAUUUCUUUCGCCGCAUGAUCCACAACUCGUUCAUGAGGGCCGUCUUCAGCGUCUUCGACGCCGUCUCCGACUCCAUUGUCCUGUACCUCCUGGGGGCCAUGCAAACGGCGCCUUUCAAGAAUCAGCUCUUCCCGGUGUGGGCUCUUAUGCUUGUCAAUUUCCGUUACAGUGCAGAUUACAUCUCUGGGUAUGGUGUUCCUGACCGCAGGGGGCGAAGGUUCACUGAGUGGAGGAACGUGUUCAAGCUCUUGGGAUCGGCGUUCCUGAAUUGGACGCGUGGAUCCAGAUUCACAGGUCCACUAUGGUCCGUCUGGUGUCUGCAGAUAGUGAGGAGUGCCUACAGAUUCUUCUCACAUAAACUGGCACUCGGCUCCUUCUGGCAUGGCCGGAGUUCGCAGCUUGUUGCAGAACACAUGCGUGCCAGAUAUGAUGAUAGUACGAGCAACUCGCGAGUAGUGCCUGACCCAGUGACGAUGGAAGGCUACAACUACUUGGUGUAUGGAGAAGAAAGUCAUGGUUUCCAACUAAAGAAGCCUAUGUAUGCAUUUUCUGCCGACACUAGUGCCCGUCUGCCCGGAUGGUUCAGCCUAGCUAGAUGUCGUUGCUGUGCUGCAAGAGAAGAUACUUACAGCAGCACCAGGUCGCCAACACUGGUCACGCUGGACAAGGUCUGGCUAUGUUUUGGCGAUACACCUACCCAGAAGACCGACCUAAAGGAUCUCCCUCUGGCCUUCGCCUUGUCCAGGCUGCUGCGGUGCCGGCUUGAGGAUGUGACACUGCAUCCAUGUAUCUUUAAAGUAAACCGAGAGCUGGUCAAGAGCAUAAUUGGUGGGAAGGUGGGUGCCAGCGAUGCCCUCAGGAUCAUAGAGCUGCAGCUUGCCUUCGUCCACGACUAUUUCAACACCCGCCACCCCAUGGUGUUCUGGUCUGGGCUGCUAUCUCUCUUCGUCACCCUGUUUCUGUCCAUGCUGACCAUUGCUGCUGUCUGCUGGCUCGCUAUGGAUAUCCGUAGGGUCUAUAAGCCCCCAAACGGCGAGCUUGCUAAUAUGGUGAAGGGUUUUAAUAUCGACAUGAUCAUCACAUGGGCAUUCAUUUUAUUGAUGAUUGCCAAGGAGGUUUGGGAGAUGGUGACAUACUUACUCUCGGACUGGACACGCUUAAUCCUGGCGCGUGAGUAUGUGCAGAUGAGGUGGCAGAGGAACAAGUUUACAUGUCUGUAUCAGAUGCUAUUUUCGAUUUCCAGACGUAAAAUUACUGAUAAGAGGUGGCAUGGUUUCAUUGACCAGUAUUUCUUCAUGCAGUCGUAUGAUGACAGACCAAGACUUUGGAAUUUUGUUCACAACCUAACUACAGGAAUAAUUCCAAAGAAAGAUGAUGGGGCAAAGCUCAACUGUGCCAUCAAAGUUCCAGAGUUUGUCAAGAAGGCAGUUCUAGAGAAGCUCAGCACAAUUGUAGAGGAAGAACAAGGUUGUAGUCUGCCUAGGGUCAUCAAGACAUUGUCCAACAGUAACCUUAGGAAGCAGUUGCAGAACUACAAGGCUUACAGUGCACGACCGACGAGCACCCAGAUCCUCCUGCCAACAAGCUCUCACACCAUUCUCAUGUGGCACAUUGCCACCAGCCUCUGCGAGAUGGAGCUUGCGACAAAACACGGCGUCAACUUGAGCAACCCUGGGUUUCCGUGUUCCCUCUUGUCUUGGUUGACUUCUUGCUGCUCAUCCAAACCGUAUCUUAUGGAUUUGGGUGAGAAGGAAGAUGACAUCUUGUCAUGGUUAACAAACUGCUGCUCAUCCAAGUCAAGUGAGAAUUUGCCUGAUGAGCUCCGGGAAUCAUACACCGUUGCGAAUAGCUUAUCGCGGUACUGUGCAUAUCUGGUGGUUGCAAAGCCAGACCUGAUCCCUGACAGCUUUCUUGUUCCCAAGAUAGUCUUCCAAAAAACUGUCCAGAGUGCUCGUGAUCGCUUUCUGAAAAACUGUGAUUCAUUAGAGAGCAGGCACAGAAAACUGAAAAACAAAGCAGAAAAACCUGUCAAAGACUCUGAAAAGGAAGAUGUAUUGAAACAAGGUGCCGUGCUGGGUAAGGAACUGCUCAAUCUUCCAACUGAUGAAGCUCGCUGGAAGAUCCUGGCAGGGGUAUGGACAGAGUUACUUAUACACAUUGCGCCCACGUGGAAUGCACAGGCACAUAGGAAGUGUCUUUCUGGAGGGGAGUUCAUAACCCACGUCUGGGCAUUGCUUUGGCACUAUGGCAUCCAGAAUAGUAACCUGUGGCCAAAUGAAGUUGCGAUAGGAAGCAAUGCUCCUGCAGCGCCUCAGAAUAAUGGUGUGGGAAGUGAAAACAAUAUGAACGAGACAGGGAAAGCUUGUGCAGACAUAAGCAACAACCAGAUUGAAAUUAAUGUUCAUGGACGGGAUGAGAUCAAGGGAGCCAGAGAGCAUGAGACACGAAACUCAAGGAGAGGACCAAGAAGAAUGGAGGAAACAGAGAGUAUAGAAAUCGAGGAGGGGAAUCAGGAUGCGAUAGUGGAGGACACAAAAUUUCAGAGAGGAAUGGCUGGCUGGCCAAACACAAAACAAGAGUGA